This is a messenger RNA of Plasmodium berghei ANKA, 1710 nucleotides long. RefSeq names its product DnaJ protein, putative. The record is from RefSeq and is a predicted model, not a curated record. NCBI's taxonomy places the organism in Eukaryota, Apicomplexa, Aconoidasida, Haemosporida, Plasmodiidae. Gene Ontology annotation, molecular function: clathrin binding. The transcript has 2 exons. Gene Ontology annotation, cellular component: vesicle; cytoplasm; intracellular membrane-bounded organelle. Bases 1 to 1710 code for a protein of 569 amino acids. Gene Ontology annotation, biological process: clathrin coat disassembly; clathrin-dependent endocytosis.
AUGGAUAUUUUUUCGUUAGCUUCAAAUUUGCAGCAGAUAGCCAUCGGUGGCGUUAAUUUUGUAAAUAGUAAAUUAAGGAAAAAAAGUUUGAAUACUGAAUGCAAUUACGUCACAUAUACAGUUAUAGGGGAAAAUGAAAAAGAACCGUAUGAUACAAAUAUAUUUUUCCUUCCAUUUAAAAUAUGUACUAGAAUUAAACUGAAAAAGUUUAAAGAAUAUUUCCCCUUUGAGGGGAAUGUAAUAUUUCGCUUUAAAACGCAAUUAACAGAUUUAGUUGAUGUUAUAAAUGAAGGGAUAAUCAAUAAUCAACCCUUAUUAAAAGGAGAUCAAAUAAAUGCAUCUAAGAAAAUAACUUUAGAUGAAAAUGAAAUCAGCAAUAUCCUAAAACAAGAUAAAUUAAAUUACAUAUGGCUAGACGUUACUAAUGACGAGGCGCUUAUACCAUUAUACAACGGUGGUAUUGUUGUAAAGGUAUUAUUUAUUAAUCAUGAUAAUUAUAAAAUGUAUAAUAACAUUUAUUUUAAACAUGUAAAGUGUAUUGAAUAUAAUUCUGAAAUAUACCAUGCUAACGAAAAAAGCUGCUGUUCGUAUAUAUUAGAAAAAGAAGAAAAUCAUAAUAACAGUAGUAAUUCUAAUAAUGAGAAUAAUAAUGGGAGCAUGCAAAAUCAAUGUGGGGCUACAAAUAUAAAAAACAAUUAUAUUAAAAAAAAAUUUAUGAAUUUUAAUUAUUCUAAUAAUAAUAAUGCUGACUAUAGAAAUAGCGAAAAUAAUAGUAACAAAACAAAUAACACUUCGAAUGUUAACACUGGAAAAAAUGAUAAUAAUAAUAAUAACGUAAUGAAUAAUACUAAUAGUAACAACGCACAUGGAUUUAAAGGUGAAUUAAAAAAUUAUAAAGCAUACAUAAAGUCCUACCAAGAUAAUAGUUUAUCGAAAAAAAUAAUUAUUGAAAAUGAGGAAAUUCUCAAUACACAACAUAUAAAUAUGGAUAAUGGCAAAACAGAUGAUGAUAAUUAUUUUAAUGAAGAAUAUGAUCAAAUGCAUUUUACACAAAAUACAAACGAGAUAAGAAAUAAUUUUAAUACGCAUGAUAAUAAAGGUAAUCAAUUGUAUAAUAAAAUUUUAAAUGAAAAUACAAAAAAUAAUAUAAAUAUAAACAUACCAAUAAAUAAAGGUAAAAUGACUGAAAAUGUGUUAGGAAGAGAUAAUUACCAUAAUUCAACAAAUUUUUUACCAGCAUAUCAAAGUAAUGUAGAAAAUAAUUCUAUGGGUACACAAUCACAAGAAAAAAUUAAUAUUAAAAAUCACAAGGAAAAUCAAGAAUCAGUCCAAAGUAAGGUAAGUAAUCGUUUAAAAGAAUUAAAAGAAUAUAGAUGCCAAGAAGAAGCUAAUUUUAAAGAAAAAAUAGGUAUAUCGGAUAAAAUUAAAAAACAAAUUACUAAAUGGUCUAAAAAUUCUGACGAAUCAUAUAAAGAUAUAAAAGUAAUGUUAAGCACUUUGGAUGAUGUACUUUGGGAAAAUUCAGACUGGAAGCGUGUCUCUGUGUCUGAUUUAAUAUCAAAUCCAUCUGUAGUUAAAAAAGCAUAUAAAAGUGCUAUCUUGUUAUGCCAUCCAGAUAAACACAGAGGGAAACCAAUAGAACGAGUGAUUCGCGCGGAAUUGAUUUUUCAGGCUCUAAACAAUGCGUUCAAAGAAAAAAAGGGUAUUUAA